AUGGUCAAUGCAGCUGUAGUGACAAUCUCAGAGCAGCCUCUGCACCACAGCCAUUUCCAGCAUGAAGAUCAUUGGUGGUCUCCUUCUGCUCUGUACAGUGAUCCAUUUCUACAGCAGCUCAGAAGCUGCUAGUUUGCCUUUAACAACAGUGGACUGCAGCAUUUACAAGAAGUAUCCAGUGGUGGCCAUCCCCUGCCCCAUCACAUACCUGCCAGUUUGUGGUUCUGACUACAUCACCUACGGGAAUGUAUGUCACUUGUGUACUGAGAGCUUGAAAAGUAAUGGAAAAGUUCAGUUUCUUCAUGAAGGAAAUUGCUAAAUUCUCCAUGGACAUGGAUAGAAAAGAAUGAUAUCAUCAUCAUCAUCUUCCUCAUCUCCAGGCUCUGAUUGACUUUCUUUCAGUUUUACUGAUGUUCUGCGUCAGGGACAGAGCCAGAUUCAGAGUCAUCUUGAUUGAAUGGAGAAAGUUUCUGUGAUACCCCUACAAAUGCAUGCCUUACUGACAGACUGGCUUCUUUUUUUUUUUAUUUAACACAUCAAUAAAAUAACUAAUUUCCCAGAAA
Cebus imitator (Panamanian white-faced capuchin) is the source of this 563-nucleotide messenger RNA. RefSeq names its product serine peptidase inhibitor Kazal type 7 (gene SPINK7). Bases 62 to 319 code for a protein of 85 amino acids. Gene Ontology annotation, molecular function: protein binding. The record is from RefSeq and is a predicted model, not a curated record. The transcript has 4 exons. NCBI's taxonomy places the organism in Eukaryota, Metazoa, Chordata, Mammalia, Primates, Cebidae.